This is a messenger RNA of Fonsecaea nubica, 1374 nucleotides long. RefSeq lists its product as hypothetical. The transcript is spliced from 2 exons. The coding region runs from base 1 to 1374 and encodes 457 amino acids. The record is from RefSeq and is a predicted model, not a curated record. Gene Ontology annotation, molecular function: hydrolase activity, hydrolyzing O-glycosyl compounds. Gene Ontology annotation, biological process: glucan catabolic process. NCBI's taxonomy places the organism in Eukaryota, Fungi, Ascomycota, Eurotiomycetes, Chaetothyriales, Herpotrichiellaceae.
AUGCACGUUUCAGUCACUACCCUUGCCAUUCUGGCAUCAGCUGCUUCCGCGGCCUACGUUCUAGAAGAUGAUUAUACCUCCUCGUCCUUUGCAAACAUGUUUGAUUUCUUUACGGGCAACGAUCCGACGAACGGCUAUGUUAACUACAUAUCCUACGAUCAAGCACAGAGCUCUGGUCUCUACAAAAUUGACAACGGGCGCGUCUACAUGGGCGUCGAUUCCACCAAUGUGGCCUCCGGCCGUGGUCGCGACAGUAUCCGAAUAAGCACCAAGAAAUCGUACAACCACGGCCUCGUUAUCCUCGAUCUUGCACAUAUGCCAGCGGGCGCAUGUGGCACUUGGCCCGCGUUCUGGAUGCUGGGUCCGGACUGGCCCAACAAUGGAGAGGUUGAUAUCAUCGAGGGAGUUAACAGCCAAUCUUCCAACAACAUGGCAAUGCACACGGACGCAGGAUGCACAAUCACGAACACAGGAGCUUUCUCUGGAACACUGGAGACUGAUGACUGUGAUACUGCUGCUCCUGAUCAGCCCAGCAAUGCCGGUUGUUCGAUGCGCAGCCAAGACACGAAUAGCUACGGCAACGGGUUCAACUCCAACGGCGGCGGUGUCUAUGCGACCGAAUGGACAAGCGAGGCCAUCAGCAUCUGGUUCUUCCCCCGGAACGCCAUCCCCUCUGAUAUCACAAGUGGAAACCCCGACCCAUCAGGGUGGGGUCUCCCUCAAGGCCAGUUUACUGGUGGUUGUGACAUUGACGACAAGGUAAAGAACCAACAGUUGGUCUUUGACGUCACCUUCUGCGGCGACUGGGCUGGCCAGGUGUGGUCGACCGACGCCGUCUGCUCGCCGAAAGCCGCCACUUGCCAGGACUACGUUCAAAACAACCCCUCAGCCUUCCAGGAUACGUACUGGCUCAUCGACAGUUUGCGAGUAUAUACCGACAAUGGCUCUGGCGCACCAGCGCCAACAUCCAGUUCAACCACCGUCUCAGCAAGCCUGUCGACCACUCCCACCGUACCCACCACAACGCUCCUUACUUCCACUUCCUCCAAUGUACCAGCGACCUCGACACGAAGUGUGGAACCAACCUUCCCCUCGACUACUGCGGCUUUUACUCCUACAACUACUCCAAAUACCACCCCUACGACUGCCCCGACUUCUCUGCCCACCUCUCUCGUCACCUCUGCCCCAUCCGCGUCUUCUCCAUGGCCCUCAUCGGCAGCCUGGGAUGGCACACCGUGGAAUUCCGCAAACGGCGGAUGGAACGGCGGCAACCGGGGCGGCGACGAUGGCGGGUCAGACAACUGGGGUGGCUGGAGCGACGGAGGCAACGGCGGCGGUCGGGGAAACCGUCGCGGCAACCCCUGGAAGUCAUGA